This is a messenger RNA of Cuscuta campestris, 1679 nucleotides long. Lineage: Eukaryota; Viridiplantae; Streptophyta; Magnoliopsida; Solanales; Convolvulaceae. The record is from the annotation of a GenBank genome assembly.
CAGGAAUAAAUUGAUCUCUUUUAGAGUGAAAUUUACUACCGCUAAAACUCAUUCGUCAAAUGGCGCCGUUGCCGGGGAUUGGUGCUUAAUUUAAUUUUUCUGUUAUAAAUUUUUAUAGUUAGCCUAGUAGAAAAUUGGUUAGGUCGAUUUUCUAGCAUCUUUACAUACUUUGGCAAAAUUACAUGCAAACCCGCUCAACUAGUGGGGGUAGUUUUGCUCCGUUCACUGAAAAUCCUGAGAAAAUUCUCCGACAAAAUACUUUGAAAAAUUCACCCGGUGGGGAUUUUGAGGAAGAAGAAGAGAUAGAGGUUGAUCAGCCCAUAAUGGAGGAAAAUAACGAACGUAGGCGGACUGUGCUCCAAGCCAUGAGCCCCGCCUAUGUUGAAGAAGACCCCAUCAGACUCCCGAACACUGACGCCCACACAUUCGAGAUCAAACCUGCCAUGAUCCAAAUGGUCUCGAAUAAUCAGUUCAGGGGUAUGAAGGGAGAAGAUCCAAGGGCCCACAUGCUAUGGUUCUCCCGAACCUGUCAGACGCUGAAGAUGAACGGAGUGACCUCCGAUCGUAUCAAACUAUCGCUCUUUCCUUUCUCACUUCGAGAUAGGGCGGCCCGUUGGUUGAAUACGUUCUCAAAGGGUCAUUUCAAAACCUGGGAGGCACUACACCAAGCUUUCAUGCACGAAUACUUCCCACCAUCCGCCAUCGCCAAAAUCAAACGAUCGAUCCAGAAUUUCUCUCAAGAUUCGAUCGAAUCCAUAAGCGAGGCAUGGGAAAGAUUCAAGGAUCUGAAGAUCAAAUGCCCACCUGCCCUAAUUGAUGCUGAUAGCCUGAUGUUCCAUUUUUAUCAAGGACUUCUGGUGCCGUCAAAGAAAGAACUCAACCACUCUUCUAAGGUCGGCUCUUUCUUAGAUAUGACACCGAAAGAAAAUGAGGAUCUGGUGGAGAGACUAACUUCAAAUCCCAAAUACUGGUACGAAGACCGAGCACCACAACAGAAGGCUGGCAUGUACGAAGUGGAUUCCUUGACGGCACUUAAAGCAAGCAUGGAAAGUUUGAUCAAACGAACUAUUCAAGAUCAGUUCAGUGCAAGCUCCCGAUCCAACAAACCAUACGAGUCAGUUGCUCAGGCUGAUAACUACUGUCAAGGCAGUUUAAGUUCGCACUCAAACGAACUUGUUCUAUCUUGUGAAUCAUGUACAGGUACACACUUGACAGCCCAGUGCCCUUACUAUGAAAUCCCGAUCAAGGAAAAGCCUAGAGAAGCAAAUUUGGCCCAGUAUGCAAACAAGGGGGAAGGACCAUGGGCCACGAACCAGUACCAACCAGCCCUCUGGCGCGAUGAUCUUUCAAGAGAGCGCAACAACAAUUUCCAAAGAAACAAUCGUCCGAGGGACGAUUUCAGACAAGGAGGCUGGAACAACAACUGGAAUCAGAGAGGGCCUAACUUCAACCAAGGGGGGAAUACUCAAGCAUAUGUCCCUCCACACCAGAGACAAGCUAAGGAUCCCACGACCGAGAUGAAGAAAAUGCUAGAAGAAAAAGACAAGAAAAAUGAAGAUAGAAUCCAGAGAUUGGAGGACUCGAUGCGACAACUUAUGGAACAAAUGACGAUCCGACCUCCAGGAACUGCCAGCCAAAACUGAAAACAACCCACGAGAACACCUCAAGGCUGUUACCUU